This is a messenger RNA of Colius striatus (speckled mousebird), 3440 nucleotides long. RefSeq names its product centrosomal protein 126 (gene CEP126). Gene Ontology annotation, biological process: mitotic spindle organization; non-motile cilium assembly; cytoplasmic microtubule organization. NCBI's taxonomy places the organism in Eukaryota, Metazoa, Chordata, Aves, Coliiformes, Coliidae. The record is from RefSeq and is a predicted model, not a curated record. Gene Ontology annotation, cellular component: centrosome; midbody; ciliary base. Bases 9 to 3368 code for a protein of 1119 amino acids. The transcript has 11 exons.
GGUACCGAAUGGCGCCCAGUGGGAACAGCAGCGGGGCGACACGGGGGCAAAACCUCCCCGGCGGCCCCCAGAAGUGCUCGGGUGGGCGACGGGACGCUGCUGUAGACAGAGCUUUAAUAUUUCAUUUUGAACGGGAUUUAGAAGAAGAACGUCGGGCAUUGAAAGAAAAUCAACAAAUAUGUCGGAGUAGGGCACACAAAUAUUUGAUAGAGACAAACAGAAGAAGAAAAGCCUUUGAAGAAAGACAGAAGCAAGCAGAAGAAAAAGAACGAAGAUUUAGAGAACGAGUUCUGCAGCAGAGGAAAAUGAAACUCCAGGAAGCCACUGAUAAGUUCCAGCGUGCUCAUCUGCCUUUUUCUCAGCACAAGCAAAUAGCUCUAAUCCCUGUAGUUCAGACAAAAGCAGCUUUUCACUUAGAAGAAGCUCUUGAACAAAUUAAAGGAUCAGUUUUAACACCAGAACUGGGCUUGCCCGGCAGAAACAAAAACAACUUCAGAACCACAGAUGACACUUCAUCCUCAUCAGCAUCUAGAAAUGGGUCUUUCCAUCAGAAGCAGAUUUCAGCAAUGGUUGGCUGGGAUAAAACAAUACAAGAGAGCAAUAGAACAAACAUGGAUAGUAAUCAACUUCUCUUCCAGAAAAAUCUGAAAGAAAUGCAACAGCUCCUUGAAAAACAACAUCUGAGGAACUCAGAGAAUUUUCAUCAAGAAGUCAAGAAAACAUAUGAUUCAGAAAGCCUGUCAAGCCUUGACAGUCUUGAAGUUGGAGAACAAAAUGGAAAUUACACAACAGUGAGUGAAUCAUCUUUGACUACGCAGUGUGACUGUGCCCUGUACAAUCCAGAAAAGUCACAGAGUGGGAAUAAUAGUUUGCUUUAUACAGCUCUAAGUACUUCUAAAAAUACGCAUCUAAAUAAUUGUCUGAGAAAUGUAGGAUCGCAAUACCACCACAACUUACCUAUUCACGAUCUUUUAGCUAAACAUAACGUUCUGACUCCUGCUGAACAUGUAAACAGUUCAGAAGAGGAAUCAUCUGCUUCUUAUAGAUCUGGAAUAAAACCUACAGAGUUCUUGACCUCUGGUAAGGAAGAAAGCUCUCUAAGUAAUGCAUUUAGUUUUCUGCAAAAUAUAAACGAAGAAAGAAGCAAGGCAUCUUCUGGAGCGGCUAGCACAAAAGCCACGGGUCAUCCUGUUUUCAAUCCUAGCAAAGCCUGGGCCAGCCCUGAUUCUAUUCCAGGAGAAAGAGUUCAGGAUCUGAUGCAAGAUCAGAGUUUUAAAAUGAUCCCACAAAAAAGAACUAUAUCUGUACAAAACUCCAGUCAACCUAUUGCAACAUCUGUAAUCUUAUUUCCUAAUCAGAGAUGUUCCUCUGGCAUUCCCAGCACAGCUGAUACAUUACCAAAGGACAAAAACAUCAGCAUGAACUUUUUGAAAAGCACCUCAGGAAAAAUGACUGAAACAAAAGGUGAAAAUAUUAAAUGUAUUGAUGGUGUUAAUCCAGGAUCCUCUUUAUUUCAGGAUGUACCAAAUGCCUCAGUUCUGUGUCAUGUUAAGCAACAGAAUAACAAAGAGGAAGAAAACUCUGUAUCUGAUACAGAGUUCAAUUCUGGCAGUCCUGCACAGCACAAAAGCAUGAAAACCAGUAUUCUUGAAAGAAAAAGAGUCAGGUUGUUCAGAAGUAUCUUAAAGAAGGAUUCUGAUUACAAACCAGGUCAUUUCAAAUCUAUGGUUAUGAACCAUGGGGUCAGUUUUGGAACCCGACCCUUGUCUUCUAUCAGAGACAGUUUAGAGCUGGCAAAAAUAAAACAGAAAAGUGCAGAAAAUGAAAAAUACAAUAGGAAGCUAAGAUGGUGUGAUCAAAUUAACCAGAUAAUAAUAGAAAAUAAUGGAAAAUGCUUUGAAAAAAACAUCAGUGAAUUAUCUUCCACACAGCUGCAAUGUGUUCAAACUACAAAUAACACUCCCAAGAAUAAUUUAAGUAUCAUUGCUCAACCUUCAAACCCCACGUUCAUAAAAAAUCAUCAGGAAAACUCUCAUGUACCAAAACAAAAUGUUAAUACUGAAGAAUCAAAUAAAGAAUGCACAUCUCUGAAUAUGUUUAUGUCUAGUGGAUCCUUUUCUGCUAAAAAUAGUUGGAUGGCAUCAAAAGAUGAAGAGAGUAAGUCCGCAGUACAUAGCAAUAAUUCUAAAAUUAAUGGAGGUAAUCAACUCAAAAAUAAGGCCUGGUCAAGUUUUGUGUCCAAGAAGAGAACAGGCAUUAAAAUCCAACCGCAGUCGGCCUCUGAGGCCAACAGAGCUCAAAGAGCUCCAGGGAAAUUGCCAGCACCUCACCCACCAUCCACACCUCUGGCAGGAAACAGAAGUGGCCAAAAUGCAGCGAGCCCUGGGUGUCAGCCACUGCUGCCUUCAAGUCUUCAAGCUACUGCUACAAGCAGGAAUGAUUUAAAGGAAAGGCAUGUCGUGUUGGCAGAUGGGGUUUUAAAUAGAAGCACUACAGAAGACAGUGAGAGUAUUACUUGUCGUUCUGACUUGGCCACUGCGAUACCUACACCUGGCUGCAGCACGGCCAAGCAUGAACCUUGGGCAAAAAAUACUUGUUCUGUAAACAGUGUUCAGACAAGCGCCUGUUGGGAUCAGUCAGUAACCUGCACUGAAAGAAGACCUGUUAAUGCACAAAGUGCGUUAUAUCUCCCUCGUACCCCAGCAGCUGGAAAAACAAGUACCUUCUGGCAAGGCGUGCGUACUGCCCCAGCUCCUAAAGGCUCUGCUACUGAUGUUGCUCCUGCUACAAGGAAGAAGCAAGUUUUUGACAACCAUGAAAUAAGACACAGAGGUUUUUCAGAUUCCAGAAGACAAAGUGUGGCUUCUAAAAGAUGGAAGCCUACUCAUCAUGCACAGAAUUUUUUGUGUACUGCCCAGCUGAGUCCUGUUCAAUCUGUGUUCGAUCCAGUACAAAGUACGAAUAACACCUCUAAGUCUGUCGAAGUUUCAGAAAGCACUGUUCAGUUUCUUAUGGCAGAAAAUCUAUCAAGUACAGCCCUUGCAGAGGAUGACAUCCUGGCAGCUAUGGAAAGCCUGCAGCCAGCCAGACAAUCCUUACUGCCCAACAGGGCACUGUGUCCAGGACUGAGUGCACUGUCAGUAGAAGAACAGAAUAUUUUCAAGUCUCUUGAUUAUCUCAAUCAAAGGCUACAGAAUGUUCAAGAAGCCAUUACCAGAAACCCAUCUGCUUCAAAUGUUUUGCAGCUAAUGACCCCUUUAAGUACUCAGCAAUGUGUACCCUUCCCUUUGGUAAGCACUGCAAAGGCUUCCCAGCAGUACCGAAAUGCCUCAGCUAGCAACCGAUUGCAAUUGUGCAGGAGAUGCUGACAUCAUCUGCACCAGGACACUGCAGCUCUCUGUACUUUAUGUGUAAUGUGUGCACUAUGUGAAACUGUAAAA